Messenger RNA from Drosophila yakuba, 1631 nucleotides. RefSeq lists its product as uncharacterized. Bases 16 to 867 code for a protein of 283 amino acids. Lineage: Eukaryota; Metazoa; Arthropoda; Insecta; Diptera; Drosophilidae. The record is from RefSeq and is a predicted model, not a curated record. The transcript has 4 exons.
AUCUGAAAAUCUGGCAUGGGCAUGCGACACUUGACAGCCGCCAGAAUGGGCGUAUUGCCAGUGGGCGUGCUGGGAUUUGUGUUGCUGCAGCUGGUGAUAUCGGUGCAUGGACAUGGUCGCCUCAUGGAUCCGCCGGCCAGGAAUGCCAUGUGGCGCUUUGGCUACCCCAAUCCGGUCAACUACAACGACAACGAGCUCUUCUGCGGCGGCUAUGCGGUGCAGUGGGAGCAGAACAAGGGACGUUGUGGCAUCUGCGGCGAUGCCUAUCACGUGAAGUCACCGCGUCCCCACGAAGCUGGCGGUCAGUAUGGCAAGGGCAUCAUCUCACGCUACUAUACCUCCGGCCAGACCAUCGACGUGGAGGUGGAACUGACGGCCAAUCACUACGGUCGCUUCGAGAUGUUCCUGUGUCCCAACAAUAAUCCGCGUCAGGAGGCCACGCAAAAGUGUUUCGAUCGUUAUCCGUUGCUGAUUUCGGGCAGUCGGGAGCAUCGGUAUCUGAUACCGCGCGAUGCCAAGAAGAAGGAUAUAUUCCGCUACAAGGUGCGUUUGCCGCCAUAUGUCACCUGCACGCAGUGCGUACUGCAGUGGACCUACUACACGGCCAACAUGUGGGGCACCUGUGCCAACGGCACCGAGGCCGUGGGCUGCGGCAAGGCAGAGACCUUUCGCAACUGUGCGGAUGUGGCGAUCGUCUCGAACACCGGCGGCGGCAUUCCGCCACUUUUCGUGAACAACAAGUCGCCAUAUCUGCUCUACUAUCGCGAUUAUCGUGCGCCGGCGGACAACAACAUCUUUCCACUUAUUGUGCGCAAUGCCACGCGGCAUGCACGCAAAGAAGGCACGGCUAAACCGCCUGCCCGCUAAGCAGCUUACCCGAUACCCGCUUUAAACCGCUUACCCGCUACUCGCUACCCGCUACCCGUUCGCAAACCGAUUCGCACACGUUUUUCUAGCCCUACACUCUCGUGCCGAUGGAUUCCCGCCCGAAUCGGGUCAGAGUUCGAAUCAGUGUACGAGUAACGGGCAAAGGUAAAUUAUUCGAACGCCUACAUUUAAGUUUUGAAACGGUUAUGGCACACGCACAGACAUACACACGCACACACACAGACACUGCUGUACAUAAAGAAAUGCUUAAAUAAACUUAAAACCCAUAGAAAUGCUUUUAUAUUGUUUCGCUUAACCGCUUCGCCUAACCGAUACAGUAGCGAAUCGGUUUUUGGUGCUGGGGCGCUUACGGUUCGCAAUACACAUGAAAUUUUAUUAACAUUGAUCGACUUGGCAUCGCUUGGCAUCGCCAGUAAGAAAACAAUUAAUUCGAAAACAUCUGUGUGAAAUCAAACACCGAAUCGGUUCGGUUAUCGGCGUUUUUCAGUGGAUUGGCUUUUGCAACUCUUCUGCUCUUCUGCUUUUCCAGCUGCUUGCACUGCUUGCAGCCUGCUUAUACUGCUUACACCUCUUUGUUUUUUUUUUUGUUCUAUAUUUUUUGUAUUUACUAUGCUUUUGUCAUCUUGGGCUGCUGGAUGAUUGGGGUUCGUGGCUCAGCAGCUGACAUCCGGAUAGGUGAAGGCCAUGAUGAGCACGAGUAUAACAGCAACUUGCACCAUGCCCACCAACACGGUUUUGAACAA